AAUAUAUUAAUUUUGUAUUCAUUGAUGAUGUAUUUCCGUAUAAAAGAUUACCAACCCCUCCUCUUAUUAUACUAACUAAUUAGAUCCAAGCUGUAGAUUCUAAACACAAAUUUAUUUCCACUUGCUACACGCUCCUACUCUAGUGUCGUCCCCUACUCGACCAAUUUCCCAAGUAAAAAUGCAAACAUCUUAGUCCAAACGUUAUAGUCAAUCAACAAAUAAAAAGGGAUUCCGAUACAAUCAAAUCAUAACGUGGUAGUUGCAGAGAGAAAUAUUUGGAAAGAGAGAUUUUGAUUCUCUCUUUGUUUGCGAUCAAAAAGUCAAAGAAAAGAAACAGCAAUGGGAUCGGUUGCGAAGAAUGGCCUCCAACAGUAUCUGAUACAGCUCCAACAACAUCCUUUGAGAACCAAAGUGAUAACGGCGGGAGUGAUUUCGGCAAUUAGCGAUAUAACAGCGCAGAAACUCACCGGUAUCAAGAAACUUCAAAUCAGACGCCUUCUUCUCAAAGUGCUCUUUGGCUCCGCCUAUAUUGGACCAUUCGGGCAUUACUUUUACAUACUGUUGGAUAAAAUUUUCAAGGGGAAGAAAGAUAAUAAAACUAUUGGCAAGAAGGUCUUGUUGGAGCAACUGACGUCUUCGCCUUUGAACAACUUGAUUUUCAUGCUGUACUAUGGCUUAGUCAUCGAGGCAAGGCCAUGGCUUCAAGUGAAAUCCAAGAUCAAGAAGGAGUUUCCAGCUGUGCAGUAUACAGCAUGGACGUUCUCGCCCGUCGUUGGAUGGGUAAACCACCAGUAUGUACCGCUGCAGCUUCGUGUUGUUUUUGGAAGUGUUGCUGGCUUCUUCUGGGCUAUAUUUAUGAAUCUGAGAGCAAAGUCCAUGGCAAUAAAAAAAGAUUAAGCUUGUGCAACAAAAACAAGUAUGUAAUUUUGUGAUGGUAGUUUUAGCCGUGUUUAUGGCUUUCUAUAUUCGUGUUGUAUGAUGUGAUUUUGACUACUGCAAAAUUUCGAAGACAUAACCUUCAUUGUGAUUUAUAUAUGACUGCUCUUUCAUCUGA
Molecule: messenger RNA, 1054 nt
Organism: Salvia miltiorrhiza (redroot sage)
Lineage: Eukaryota; Viridiplantae; Streptophyta; Magnoliopsida; Lamiales; Lamiaceae
Product: peroxisomal membrane protein PMP22-like
Exons: 7
Coding region: 340-897 (185 amino acids)
Cellular component (GO): cytoplasm; membrane
Source: RefSeq, a predicted model, not a curated record